Molecule: messenger RNA, 1818 nt
Organism: Trematosphaeria pertusa
Lineage: Eukaryota; Fungi; Ascomycota; Dothideomycetes; Pleosporales; Trematosphaeriaceae
Exons: 1
Coding region: 288-1619 (443 amino acids)
Source: RefSeq, a predicted model, not a curated record
UCCGAAAAACGAGUCUCGCGUCACAGCAAAGGCCCAAUCGGACGCCCCGCUAUCCUGAGUGUGAAUUGGCGGGAGGGAAAGCCCAUCAGAGGUGGAGAGACGCCGAGGUUUGCGGUGGAUGCGGCGCGCGGCGAUGUUGGCGGGAUAUGAGGAAAGGGCGACGCAAGCUGCCAAGGAACGAGUGAAUGUGCGAGCUACUUCGAGUAACGAGCGACUGAUCGGCGGCGAACCGUCUGAGAUGGAGAAGCGGGCGGGGGCAGCGGAAUCGGAGGCGACACCACGGGGGCAUGGGAGGAGGAGGAGGAGGAGGAGGAGGAAGGGGAAGCGCGGCGAGCUAUCUCGUGUAUGUAUUGUGCCUGAUAUGGAAGCGCAGCAUCUUUGCAGCUUACCGCGAGGCUGCAGCCGGGAUCAAGGCAAGCGCGACGAUGACGACUCCCGGCCGCGACGCUGCAGUAGUCGCACGCCAAUGCCGCUCCAGCACACGCGCGGGGCCGACAGCACGAGAAAGGCCGACGCUGCAGCACUUUUCUGAGCCUCUGCUCUGCGCUCACGAUGUUUCUGCCAUCGCCGGCUCCAUCCCUGCCCCAUCGCCAUGGCCGCCGGGUGCGGUAAGCCCAAUAUUCGUCUGCAUUCGCUUAAUUCAGCCACAUCCCGCGCGGAAACGCUGCCGGUCAGCCUCGUGCUCGUCCGUUUCAUGCGCGCGGGACCGCGGAGAGAGGCUCAGUCGCGACGUCACUCCUAUCACCAUGAUCCUGAGCGUACAAGGGAGGACAGCCGAUACCCAUGAUUGCCGGCAUGAUGUGAGAGCUGAUAGCUGGAAGGUGGGAAGGGCCCGGACAAUGAAUGGUGCAUCGCCGAUGCAGCUCCGACGCGCUGGGCUGGCUUUGGUGCUCGUCUCGCAUAGAAGGGACAGCAUUUUCGGGUUUCCGGCACAGCCAACAUGGCUGACAGUGACAGCUGACCUCUUUCCUCUUCUGCUGCAUGCGCCCGUUGUCGGGAGGUAUUACAAGACUAUGAUACACGGCUGCGCAGCCAAUCAGCGGCAGCCUGGUAAUCAGCGGCCUCUCCACCCGCAAAUAUCCACGACACACAGAGCCGAUCUUGGAGGCGUUCGAAACCUGAAACGCAUCUGCACUGAUACCGCAGGACCGUCCGCGGUAUCAAGUUGUGCUCGUUGGCACGCCACAACCUCGAAACGCUAUCCAUCACCAUUCACCACAGUACAGACAACGCAAAUGAUUGAAAUAUCAAAAACCCCCGCUGAAGCGCUCUGGCCGUCGGGAGUGGCAAACACAGUCUUCAGAAUUUUUCUUCCAGGAUAUCCUCGUGCUUGUCCAGUUGGGCAGCUAUCCCUGUCUAGUACGACAUCGUGGCUACUGUGGCUAGAAGCUUGUGAGGGCUACAGCCACUCCCAGCCAUCACCCCGCUUCACCCCGCCCACCACCCUUGCGCCCCCAGCUUUGAACGCAGCAAUCAGACUUUGCUACACCAUACCUUAUCUACCCGGCAUCCACCUUACGGUUGGUGCGGCAUCGCUGCCAAACCAUCAGCUGCGCCCCCAUGACAAACGACCGUUCGACCCGUAUCCGAAUCCCGGCAGUCAGCCUUGCGCAGCGUAGCCAACAGAGCCGCUACUGCUCAAGAUAGUGCUAGAAAGCCAGUUGGGCAAAACAUAAAUUCAUCCGCAGUCGCGUUAAGGAAAUGUGUCUACCAUCGACGAGCUCUAUACUUUGAUUCAAAGAAAGAACGACCGCGGUGUAUAUGGAUCAAACUCAACCGCCGAAGCGCAUCAGGAGGCUACUUCCACGAGGAGCCAGA